Microthlaspi erraticum is the source of this 1689-nucleotide messenger RNA. Lineage: Eukaryota; Viridiplantae; Streptophyta; Magnoliopsida; Brassicales; Brassicaceae. The record is from the annotation of a GenBank genome assembly.
AUGGUUACAACAACAUCCCGGCAUCUUACCGGCGGCGAUCAAGCUUCUCCGCAGUCGGAGAUCGCUCUUUCCGGUAGCGUUGAGGCAGUUCUGGAGAGAAUCUACGGGAAACACAAUCAUCCUCCGAUCAAAAUGGAGACAAGGCGGAGACUUUCUUCGAUUCCCCAGGAAGUGGCUUUGGAAACGCUGAGUAAAGUUUUCAAUGUUGAGCAUGUGAAAGCGACCGUCGACAAGCUCAUCAACUAUUUUCUUGGCCAACAGACCGUUUCUGUUUGUGGCUCUCCACGGCCGAGAUCCGGCGACUCUCCGGCGCCGUCUCCUAGAACUCCGGGGAAAAAACAUGGCAGGCUUUUUCAAGAGAUGUCACUUGAUUCUGAAGCUCCUUCUCCUAAGUCUCUGAAAAGAGAAAUCAAUGGAGGAUCUCUGCACGUUCCUCCUCAGCUCUUAGCUUUGGGUGAAGUCGAAUUUAACAAGGUGUUUCUGUUGCUCACCUAUACUCCAGGGCAAUCUCUGGCUGAGGUUAUAACCGCUGAUGAGGUUAUAACUGCUGAUGAGAUUUGGCAGUGGAAGGAUUUGCCUAUGGCUGCAUAUGAAGCAGCCGUUUGGGACCGCUUUGGCCAGAAAUAUUGCUCCCCAACAGACCGAAGAGUGUCACUUGAAUCGGAUACCGGCAAGACUCAUCAUCGUUACUAUCAAUGUCAUGUCGCCUUGGACGGUAGGUGCACAUUCAAGGGACCUCUUAUUGAGAACACUGGAACGCACCUGCACAAGGUUUUGGGUGAUGAUAAUGUUCUAACCGUCAAAUUCGCGUACGUGCCAGGCGAGGCAACCUAUUGUGAUGACAUUUACUCUACAUACAAAGAGAUUGCUAAGAAGGGUAUCAGGGUUGGUUUACGCCGUUAUCGAUUUUUUGUUUUCAAAGAUGGAGGAAAAGAAGAGAAGAAAAAGGAUUUUUCUACAAUGGGAGUGAAAUGUUACUUUAUACGGACAGAGUCGACAGCAUCUAAUGAUAUGCGAAACCCCUAUAUCUUCUCUGGAAUGUCAAUUCAUGAAGCACGUAUGCAUUUUAUGCAUGUGCAAACAUUGCCAACUUUGGCCAAAUAUAUGGCAAGGUUUUCUUUGAUCCUGUCAAAGACGAAGAAGCUUGAAGUUGACACGAAUGGGAUUAUCUUCGAGGAAAUUGAUGAUAUACACUGCCGUGAUCAAAACAAUAAUGAUGUUCUUGAUAAGAAUAAGAAGGCUUGUAUACAUUCAGAUGGCACUGGCUACAUCUCCGAGGACCUUGCUCGGAUGUGUCCUACAGAUAUUUAUAAAGGGAAACGUAGCAGAAGUUACAGUGUGCAGGGAACCUCUGGCAUAGAGCCGCCUCUACUGAUCCAGUUUCGGAUGUUUCAUAAAGGUUGUGCUGUUAAGGGUACUUUUCUGCUGAACAAGAAACUUCCUCCUCGGACUGUCCAGGUUCGACCUUCUAUGGUCAAGGUGUAUAAAGAUCCAACCUGGACAAUGUUUACCACUUUCAACUCCCUCGAAAUAGUCAAUACAAGUAAUCCACCAAGAAGAACAAAGCUCUCACGAAACUUGAUCGCGCUACUUAGCUAUGGAGGAGUCCCUAAUGAAUUCUUUUUGGAAAUAUCGCAACACGUUGGAAGAGUCGAAAACCAUAGUCUACAACAUAAAUGCUGCGCUUAG